Molecule: messenger RNA, 1157 nt
Organism: Aspergillus fijiensis CBS 313.89
Lineage: Eukaryota; Fungi; Ascomycota; Eurotiomycetes; Eurotiales; Aspergillaceae
Product: putative ribonuclease H1
Exons: 2
Coding region: 161-811 (216 amino acids)
Molecular function (GO): RNA-DNA hybrid ribonuclease activity; nucleic acid binding
Source: RefSeq, a predicted model, not a curated record
CUAAUUUUCGGUGCUGAAGCUCUGUCUCGACGCAUGCCACAUAUCACCAACCACCUCGCCUCUCUUCGCGGAUCUCGAUCGUGGCUCUAGCAAUACACCAACUUUCGUCACACGUUCUCAAAGCACGAAUUUACCAGGCCUUGCUUUACUUUAACCUCGGAUGAAAGAAGACUGCGACGCCAUGGUCGAAAUCGACGAGCCUGUUCUCCCCCGACGUCUUGACCAUCAAGCCUUGUACAACAAUGGCGUCAGUCGCAUCGAAUACAAGUCCGGACGCUGGGUGCAUAUAGCUAGCCCCGGUGGUCCACGCACUGGCCGCGCCCCGGACCGCACCACCUUGGUGGUCGCCAUCAGCGGCGACUGCCUGAGAAACCAUGCGACCGGCCGCGCAUCGGUGGGUGUAUUUUGGGGAUAUGGCAAUUUGAACAACGUCUCGACUGCAUUAGACUCGUACCCGGGCCCACGCACCAGGAUUAUGUCCGAGCUCAGCGCCUGUUGUCGGGCCUUGCGUGACGGUCUACGCAUUCGCCAGGAACGUCCCAGCUGCACGCCAGUGCAACGGCUGGUGGUGAAGUCAGACUCGGAGCGAGUGGUGAGUGGGAUUACAGAGUAUAUGCCUCACUGGAUCACAAAUGGGUGGCGGACCAACAAUGGAGGAGAUGUGCCUUAUGCCGGGUUCUACCUUGAGAUCGGAGAGUUGAUCGCGCAGCUUGAGAACGAGGGGACGGCGGUGGAUUUCUGGUUUGUGUCACGGCGACUUAAUCCGGAUGCUCGACGGAUGGCGAGGAAUGGCCUUCGUCGCGAUCCUUGAGUGGGAUGUCGUUUCGUGGCGUCCGUCUGCAUGGUACGGGAUCGUUGACCGUUUCCAGGAUGGACUUGUAUUCAUGCUGGGUAACACUGUGCAAGAUGAGAUGACUGGUUUGUGCUUUCACUACUCUACUACUAUGAGACGGACAUGCAGUGUUGAUUGAUGGCGUGUUCUGACGCUGUGGUCUUAUCGGGCUCGAAGGGCUUGUCUUAUCCUUAUCGCUUUAUGCGGGGGAAGACCCACUGGAGAUCUGGGGAAAUGAACUUAGGCAAUUCAAAGACGUUUUCAAGACUUUAAGAUUCAAGCUACGUAUCAAUGCCAUGAACCAAAGUCAUUUCUGUUAGUCAAG